UAAAAUGAGUCAGUCCCCUCAAAGGAGAGAUUUCUCGUUUGCUACCCCUGCGAAAAAUCGGAGAGAGAUUCCAGGCGCAUAUUCGUGCUCCAGAGAGGUCACAAGUUAUACCAGGAUUAUAGAAAGUAUCAUAAAGAAAACUUAUGGACAAGAUCAUGGGAAAUUCUUGGUUCCAGCCCUAGAGUGGUUAAAAGACUGCAGUCUAAAUGAAAAGAAAGGCCUAAAAGUCAUUCAUAUGGUUGUUAAAAACAAGGGAUUGAAAACAUUCAAACCUAUUAAUAAAAAACCAGAGGUCAAAGAAAUCAUAGAUCUCAAAAAUUUAGAGAUCAAGGAUGCUAUCAAGGAGUAUGAAAAGCUUAAAUUGAAGACAUCUUAUGGAUCGUUCUAUGGAAGAAAGCCUGCGUUGGAAGAUUUAGCAGAUACCACAAUUCUGAACUCCCAGAAGUUCUCUCAGCUCCCUUGCACAAAAAUCUUGACUAAGCUAGCUAAAGACGCGCUAGAUUCCUGGCAACAAAUUGAGCCUGAGAAAGAGUAUAAAGGGAUUGCUUUGAGCACCCUCAGAUCUCUAAAUACCCAUGUUCUCAAAUCUGAGCCGAACACUUCCUCAUCAAGAGUGUUUCACAGAAACUUCAAACCCUCAGAGCUCAGCAAGGUUGAGAGAUAUGACAAACUUAUUGAGACAAUCUCUAUGAGAGUUAAAUAAUAAAUUCUUCGAAGAAAGCAAAGCUAAAAAUACCACCAAUAAAAUUGCUGUACCAGCCCAAAUCAUGGAUAAGCUUGCCAAAAUAAAAAAUUCCAAAAUUUACGGAAGGGCUCUUUCUAGAAGAAAAUAUCUCCAUUUUGUCAAAGGCAGUAUUAGUACUAUUAAUAAUGGACAACCAAUGAUGUUUGAAGACGCUAGCACAAAAAUAAGUGGGUCCAUACCAAAGCCAUCAAGCUUGGCUAAAGCCAAGAAUUAUGGCUCCUUGUUUAAGAUAUCAGUCGGAGGUGGUGCUUGUAUCCCAGACACUAGAUACCUCUCAAUAGAGAAUUCUAAGAAAAGCUCUAUAGAGAGUAAUUUUGAGAAGGUUCAUCACUCAAUGAACAAUACUAUUAGAAGACAUCUUCCCAAUACAAGCCAUCAUAGUUAUGCAAAGUCUGAGCUGAAAAGAGGGUUAUCGAUGGGCUAUUAA
Moneuplotes crassus is the source of this 1172-nucleotide messenger RNA. The record is from the annotation of a GenBank genome assembly. NCBI's taxonomy places the organism in Eukaryota, Ciliophora, Spirotrichea, Euplotida, Euplotidae.